AUAUAUCCUUAAAUAUAUUAUAUCUCUAGGUUGUGUGUAUACUCUGUGGAGAGCCUGGAGCUGGUAGCCAGCUUAUCUCAGCUCGGAUUGAAGGGUGACGUAAGGUUUGCUGUAUUGGAGAAUGGGAAGGUUGCAGUUAAAGCUGAUCUCCAGGUUGCUGAAGGAGCUGAAGGAGAAUAUACCUGGGGAAUCUAUGAAUUCCCCAUAGAUUACACAGAGGAAGAUUACUGUCACAGUAGAUUCUUGGGUCGAAAACCUCGGAUAAAUCUGGAGGAUAUGGUUGGUAAACUUAUCCUACCCAGUGAGUCCCCUGUUAUACUACAGAUGGACGAGGUUGUCCUCAUGGGAGAAGGAAGUAUCUGGGGGACAAGUCUGGUCCUGGAGGGACCCAGCAGGGUUCGAAUCUGUGCAACUAUUCUCCCGGAGGGGGACGGAGUGCGGGAGAAGAUUGCAGAGGCAAGGUUUACGUCUCCGGUAGCAGGUUCGAUCUUCUUCCAUACACUUAGUGAUGGGGAGAAAAUAGAGACGAAAAUAUUCAGCAACCUGUAUAAUGUUGUUCAAGGCAAGAGCACGGAUCAUGGUUGGCAAAUCUUCAUAACUGAUAUUCUUGGAGCCAACAAACAACGAUCAAGUUGUAAUUUUCUCCAGAUCAUUUACGAUCCUGACAGCAAGGACAGUUCGGACUGUUCUCAGGACUCCCCGGAGAACUGUAAGAGCGGAGAUCUGACCGGAAAGUUUGGCAAGGUUCGGGCUGGAAAGGAGGAGAGUAUGUUCACCAAGAAAUAUUUAACGGAUCGAAACCUUGUUUUCCCUGAGCUAGAGGGUACCCGGAGCCUUUACCUCGCACUCUAUGACCCGGAGCAGGAGAAUAACUACUACGCCUGUGCUCAGAUCCACGAACUCAACCCUAGGGUUGGAAAGGCAAGAUUUAGACACGAGGGUAUCUCCGGUCACAUCACACUCAUGCAGAGAUCUAUAUUCCAUCCUGUAGUAUCCGAGGUUAGUCUGGCAGGAUUAUCCGGAGAGGCGGGGAGUUAUCAUAUCCAUGAGUAUCCGGUUCCACCCCGGAGGAAACCUGAAGAUGCUCCCUGUGGACAAACCGGACAGCAUUACAACCCUUUCAAUAUUGAUAAAUCCAUGAGUCCUCCCUCCAGCCUAGGAACCAGUGAUCAGUACGAGGUCGGAGAUCUGAGCGGAAAAUACGGAGAUCUUCAAAAUAAAACUAAGAUGGCAGGAGUGUUUGUAGAUCCGGCUCUGGUUCUCUUUGGAUCCAGGAACGUGGUAGGACGGAGUAUAGUUAUCCAUCAUUCUCCUGUACCUGACCGUUGGGUGUGUGCUAACAUAGAACUAGUGGACUCGGAGAUGUUAACGGCGGUAGCAAAGUUUGUAUAUCCUAUAGCUGGUCGGAUCAUAUUUAGACAGAAUAUCAAGGAUCCGCUCUCCGAUACAUUCAUUUACGUCGAGGGACUCCUCUACAGCGACGGGAGCAAGAACAAGACGGAGGGGCACAAGUGGCAUGUUCAUCAAGAUAUCCCGGGGAAAGAUUUCUUUAACUGGACGGGUAGAUGUCUCAGCGCUGGAGAUCAUUUUAAUCCUUACCAACUCAAUCUAGAAGACAGUGUCUACAAGUACUGUGAGAAGGAUAAGAAAGCGUCCCGAUGUGAGGUGGGGGACCUGGAGCAUAAACACGCUCUGCUAGCAGUUGCAGGACGGAGAAUAGAUAUCUCCGAAACCCGGAGGUUUUUUACAGACUCCAACCUGCCCUUAGCGGGGCCAGCUUCUAUUCUUGGACACUCCCUGCUCCUUCAUGAUGAUAAUGCUCCAGAACACAGAGGGAACAGGAUGGCCUGCACGGCUAUACGUCGUCUUUACAGACAUAAGGCUGUUGCUCGAGAAUGGUUUGGGAACGGUUUUCCUCCUCCAGUUCAAGGACGGUUGGAGUUUAUCCAGGAUACGGAGAUGAGUGAAACCCAUUCUCUGGUAGAGCUGGAGGGUAUGGAGAAGUUUGCCAGUACUUAUCACAUUCAUGAGAUAUCUGUCCAACCCCAGCUUGAGUUUGCUUGUAGCGGAGAUGCGGUUGGGCCUCAUUUCAAUCCUUGGAGGUUUGAUCCGACCGUAAGUCCUCCGGAGGGACAGGGUACACCAGACCAAUACGAGGUCGGAGAUCUCAGUGGGAAGUAUGGUUCUCUGGAUGGUAAGAUGAGUCUUAGAGAAAUCCACAAUGACACCAAUCUCCCGAUGUUUGGAUCAAAAUCGAUCGUCGGACGAUCCAUCGUGAUCCAUAAAAAGUACAAGGGUGAGAGAUGGGCUUGUAGUAGUAUAGGUUGGGGCUGGGAUCCCGAUGAGGCGACACAGAUUACAGCCAUUGCAUCCUUCCAUCAUCCCAAUGGAUUUGCCUGGGGAUAUAUCAGGUUUAGUCAGGUAGUGUACAAGGACGGGAGCAGUACAGAUACAGCUAUAGAGGUUCGGCUCAAAUACCCUGGCAAAACCAACCGUGAUGAAACCCAAAACCAUCGGUGGUCGGUUUACGUCAACCCUGUGGGACACGAUGCAUCCGUAAAAUUUGUCCGAGCUCGGUGUACAGCAGCAGGAUAUAGAUGGAACCCAACCUUUAUACAACUAGCGGAUCCUAACGAUCACGGGUUCUACAGUGACGAAUGUAGUCCGGAUGUACCGUUGAGAUGCGAGGUAGGAGAUCUGUCCGGGCGCCAUGGGAAAAUCAACGUCGGAGGUAAAGCGAAUGUUUUCAGUGAUUCCAACCUUGCUCUGGACGGGGACUGGUAUAACUCAGCACUUGGGAAAUCAAUCGUGAUCCACGCUCCCGACGGUUCUCCGGAUAUAAUGGCGUGUGCAAACAUUGAACCAGACCAGGAUAUAAUCAAAUACGCUGUCAUUCAAACCUUGCCUGGUUUUAAUCUUGCAAAUUUCAUCGAAGAGGUCCAGGGCGUCAUGGGUGUUCCGGACUGGUAUUUGUUCACGGACGUGAGAGAAACAAAGAUUUUGCAUGAAGGACGCUGUAUCCAAGUCCUUCUACACUUCAGGGGACCUCAUGCUGGUAAACUAGAGCAGGACUUUUCUAAACUGAUUCGAACUGGUUCUCUGGAUACUCCCAGUCUAGAUAUACCUGGAUAUUUUCCUCCGGUCCAAAGGAAAACCAAGAUUGGAUACAAGGAGUGCGGGAGCAGAGAUAUUAACAAGCAAACCUCCUACAGCAGUGAUUUUAGGAGCGGAGAAACUAAACCAGUACCUGGAGCUAUCAUUCUUCUUAUCCUUGCAGUUAUCUCUAGUUUAUCCAUCUUAUAAUCACAAACAACCCUUAUUCAUUCAGCUAAAGAAAUCAUAUAGUCAAAGUCUCCUCCUAUUAAAUAUUAUAUUUAUGUUAUAAAUGAAGUGUGUGUAUAGUAUGCUUGGUUUUAUGAAAUGACUCCGUGCCAUGUAAUGACGAACAGGGACAUCUUGCUGUAAGGUGUUGGUUGAGUGAGAUCUAGAACCAAUUCUGUGAAGACUGUUAUUUUACUUAUCACAAUAAAUUGUUAGAAUAUAUAAAAGUAAUUCUAA
Eurytemora carolleeae is the source of this 3558-nucleotide messenger RNA. RefSeq lists its product as uncharacterized. Gene Ontology annotation, biological process: superoxide metabolic process. The coding region runs from base 277 to 3303 and encodes 1008 amino acids. The transcript is spliced from 4 exons. Gene Ontology annotation, molecular function: metal ion binding. NCBI's taxonomy places the organism in Eukaryota, Metazoa, Arthropoda, Copepoda, Calanoida, Temoridae. The record is from RefSeq and is a predicted model, not a curated record.